Molecule: messenger RNA, 3723 nt
Organism: Polistes dominula (European paper wasp)
Lineage: Eukaryota; Metazoa; Arthropoda; Insecta; Hymenoptera; Vespidae
Product: Brahma associated protein 111kD
Biological process (GO): negative regulation of DNA-templated transcription
Cellular component (GO): SWI/SNF complex
Molecular function (GO): nuclear receptor binding; nucleosomal DNA binding
Source: RefSeq, a predicted model, not a curated record
AUUUGGUGUAACCAAAAUAAAAAAGUAGAAUAAUUCUUUCAUGAUGGGUGCUUCCACCUUAUUGAAAAGUUCUUGGAUUUAACUUAGAGACGCCGAAAUGUUUUAUAAGUUGGAAGAAGCAUGAUUCAAUUAAAUCGUGACAAGGGGUGAUUACGGUUCAUCGUAUUACGUGGCGUAUUAACAAAAAAAACCUAUAUAUAAUUAUUACAUAGCAUUUUUAUAUGGAAAAAAAAAAAAAAAAAAACAUAGUGUUUGAUAUAAUAUUAUUUAUCAAAAGUCCAUAAUUGACUUUCUUUGCAAUACAAAAUGGCAUUACCACCGAAUUAUAAGCAAGUAUCAAUGGCUACAUCAAACGUUGUUGCGUCCAAUCAGCGUCUCAGAGCAUCUGGUGGAAGUAGUAGUAGUUCAAAUACCAGUAAGGAUACACAAAGUCCUUUUAUACAAACUCCUCAUAGUCAUCCAGGAUUUACACCUCAAAAAGUAGGAAAAAAUACAAAUGCAGAUUCUCGAAUGCCAAAACCACCAAAACCACCUGAAAAACCACUCAUGCCAUAUAUGAGAUACAGUCGAAAAGUAUGGGAUCAAGUAAAAGCUCAAAAUCCUGAAUUGAAACUUUGGGAAAUAGGGAAAAUAAUUGGUCAAAUGUGGAGAGAUUUGCCAGAGGAAGAUAAAACAGAAUUUAUUGAGGAAUACGAAGCGGAAAAGGUGGAAUAUGAAAAAAGCUUGAAGACUUAUCAUAAUUCUCCAGCAUAUUUGGCUUAUAUUGCUGCUAAAAAUAGAGGAAAAUCAGCAUUAUGUGCGGCCCAACAAAACAAUGAUGAUCGAGAAAGUCAUGAACGUUCAUCUGGUAGUAGUAAAAAUCAAUCUGCGCAAGAUAGAAGGAUUGAUAUUUUACCUGCAGAAGAUGAGGAUGAUCAAGAUGAUGGAUAUUCUGUAAAACAUGUGGCAUAUUCACGUUAUACCAGAAAUCAUCGUCUUAUUAACGAGAUCUUCAGUGAUACCGUUGUUCCUGAUGUUCGUUCUGUAGUUACAACUCAAAGAAUGCAAGUCUUACGCCGUCAAGUACAAUCUUUAACUAUGCAUCAGAAAAAAUUGGAAGCAGAAUUACAACAAAUAGAAGAAAAAUUUGAAGCAAAGAAAAGGAAAUUUAUUGAAACAAGUGAAGUGUUUCAAGAAGAAUUGAAAAAACAUUGUAGGCCAGCAGUAGAUGAAGAAACAUUUAAUAAAAUGGUAGAACGACAAUAUGAAGUACUGAGGAGAGAGAGAUUAAGAGGUUCGGAAGAAAAUCGUUCUGAUGGUCCUGCAUCAAAUGAAUCCACACCAAAUUCUACACCUACUCCAACACCAGCUUCCCUCAAUGAUGAACCUACAUCUGAAGCUACUGAAAAUGAUACGAUUGAUAAAAAGACCAAUGGUUUUGAUAAACCGAAUAAUGAAAUAAAGAAAGAAAAUUCAUCGCCUCCAUAUGCUGACACAAAAACAGAAUCCCCUACUGUACAAGGAAAUCAGCCGAUAAAUCAACAUGGAUCUAAUUCUAAUAUGUAUUGUGUAUCUGUUACUCCAAUUCAACAACAGCAACCACCACAACCGCAGCAACAACAACCAACACCAUCUCCAUCAAUGUCAUUAAUACCAUCACAACAGCAACAACCAACGCCAUUGCCAUCAAUGUCACUGAUAUCACCACAACAACAACAACAGCCGCAACAUCAUCAACAACAACAACAACAACAACAGCAGCAGCAGCAACAACAACAACAACAACAACCACCUGUUCAGUCUCAUCAACAACCACCUGUUCAAUCUCAUCAACAAUCACCACCACAAUCACAUCAACAACCAACACCUCAAACACAUCAACAACAACCGUCUCAAACUCAUCCACAGGCACCGCUUCAAACCCAUCAACAGCCAAUCCCUCAAACUCAUCAACAAGUAACACCUCAACCGCAUCAACAACCAUCUUCACAGUCUUCACAACAACCACCACCCCAAUCUCAUCAACAUCCUCCGCCUCAAACUCAUCAGCAACCACCACCUCAAUCCCAUCAGCAACCGCCACCACCUUCAUCGCAUCAACAACCACCGCCUCAACCUCAGCCUCAGCCCCAUUCACAACCACCACCGCCUCCAACUCAUCAGUCACAACCGUCUCAAUCACAUCAACAACCAUCAUCUCAAACUCAUCAACAGCCACCACCACCACCACCACCACCAUCCCAAUCUCAUCCACAACCACCACCAUCUCAAUCUCAUCCACAACCACCACCUCAAUCUCAUCAACAAUCAUCUUCACAACCACAGCAGCAACCAACGCCCCAAUCUCAUCAACAACCACCGCAGCAAACUCAUCAGCAACCACCUCCCCAAACUCAUCAGCAACCACCUCCUCAAACUCAUCAGCAACCACCUCCUCAAACUCAUCAACAACCACAACCUCAAGCCCAUCAGCCACCACCACCACCACCUCCCCCACCACCACCACCACCAUCUCAAUCUCAUCAGCAGCCACCUCCUCAAUUCCAUCCACAACAAUCGCCACAAACUCAUCAACCACCACCGCCUCAACCACAUCAACAACCACAUCAACAACCGCCACCUCAAUCUCAUCAACAACCACCACCUCAAUCUCACCAACAACCGCCACCUCAAUCUCAUCAACAACCACCACCUCAAUCUCACCAACAACCGCCACCUCAAUCUCAUCAACAACCGCCACCUCAACCCCAUCAAUUACCACCUCAAUCUCAUCAACAACCUUCACCGCAACCUUCUCAUCAACCAUCUCAUCAACCAUCUCAUCAACCAUCUCAUCAACCAUCUCAUCAACCAUCUCAUCAACCUUCUCAUCAACCUUCUCAUCAACCUUCUCAUCAACCUUCCCAUCAGCCUUCUCAUCAGCCUUCACCUCAGUCUCACCAGCAAUCGCAAUCUCAAUCUCAUCAACAAACAGUACCUCCAACAUCGUCGCAGCAACAACAACAACAAUCUAAUUCUACUACUAGUUCUGCUGUGCCUGUAACUGUAAGCGCUACUCAAAACAUACCAAAUAUGCCUCCAGUAUCUUCGCCUGCACCUCCAUUGCACAAUCCUCAUCAACAAGGGAUGCUUUCUAACCAUUCUAUGUCACCACAUCAAACAUCUCAAGGUACACAAGGAACACAGGUUCUUCCUCAAGGACCAGUAAAUAAUCCACAUACAUCGCCUAUAAUACCACCUAAUCAAGGAUAUGGCCAACAAUAUCAACCAGGACCUGGUCCACAGCCGCAAAAUGUUCCACUUGCCCCAAGACCUCCACAUCCUUCUUAUACUUAUUCGCAACAGCAACCUUAUCAUCAACCUUACCCCCAAUAUGCUCAUCCCUAUUAUCAUCAGCCAUAUUCUCAAUAUUCGCCACAUACUAUGAGUCGUCCUCAUGCACACAGUCCUCAUAGUCCACAUAGCCCACAUUAUCAUCCACAAUCCCCUCAUACCGUAGGAGAAAGUAAUGCAGCUAAUAAUAGUGUAUCCAAUUCAGGUACUACUUCUGGUUCUACCCCCGAUAGUAAUAAUUCAUCUUAUUCUCCAGCAUCAGGUCAUUGUGAAAAUGAACGUACUAAUGCUCCUGACAGUCAGGAGACUUCUACUGACAUGAAAUCAAGCUCUGUGUAAAGCGUGUAUUUCUUUUUUUUUUUCUUUCUUUUUUUUCUUUUUUUUUCUUUUUUUUUCUUUUUUUUCUUUUAU